Molecule: messenger RNA, 1428 nt
Organism: Myiozetetes cayanensis
Lineage: Eukaryota; Metazoa; Chordata; Aves; Passeriformes; Tyrannidae
Gene: MINDY4B
Product: MINDY family member 4B
Exons: 12
Coding region: 1-1428 (475 amino acids)
Biological process (GO): protein K48-linked deubiquitination
Molecular function (GO): K48-linked deubiquitinase activity; cysteine-type deubiquitinase activity
Source: RefSeq, a predicted model, not a curated record
AUGGGUGGCCUGGGGACUGAACACACCGCACCGACGGAGCUGGAGGAGAUCGUCAGCAGAAUCUCUGACCUGAACAAAUGGAGAGAAAUCUUUAGUUUCCGUGGCGAGGCCGGGGCAGAGCUGGCGAUGGACCACCCCGAGGUGGGGAGCCCCCGGGGCCGCAGCCCCCCUCGACCAUCCCCCAGCCCCUCCUGCUCCCUCCGGGCACGGGCGGCCGCCCCCUCUCCCCAGACACAGCGAUGGGUGCUGCUGCCGGUGCCACUGCCCAGCAGCUCGGAACUUCUGCGGGUGAUGACGGUGCAGGUCUUCCCUAAAAAAUGCCCUGUACCCCGACAGAGGUUAUUACACAUUGUGACCGAGCUUCACUGGAGCGGCCAAGGGCUGCAGAAGCUGCUGUUUGGGGACACAACCCUGCUGUUCAGCUGGGAGUGGGUAGCAGCACACUUCAGGUUCCGCCGGCCGCACUCCGACCUGGCCUACGCGCUGGAGGCAGGAAAGGGCGGAACAAGAGCUGUUCUGAUGGCUGUACAAGCACACAUCAUCACAUAUCUGCUCUUCACAAGAGACACAGAACAUACUCACCUGGAAAGGCUGUGCCGGAUCGGGCAGCGGGAGCAGGGACAGGCGCUGGCCGUGGCCCUGGCAGAGACCCUGUGGGCAGCAGGAGGAGGGGGCAGAGCCGUCGUCUGCCUCAUCACCACAGCUGGCACCGUGAUGCCACACACAGGCUACAGAGCAGACACCUUCACGGAGAGAAUCCGGCUGUUUGAGUUCUCGGAGAAAGCUGCAGCUCAGGAGUUCAUCUCCGACCACAUAAACUGUUUCAAAUGUGAAGGAAGCCAUGGAGUGAUCCUAUUUUUAUACAGUUUACUUUUCUCUAGGACACUUGAAAGGGUCCGAGAGGAUUUGGGUGACACAGCUCCUCUGCUGAACGUCAGUUCUGGAAAUGUCACCUGCACAGAGGCCGUGCUCAGCCUCCUCCUGACGGGACGGGCGAGCGCCCGGGAGCUCGGCGGCGGGGCCGGGGGGCAGCGGGGCCCCGUGGGCUUCCUGAGCUGGGAGCGGCAGGUGAGCCCCGCGCUGCGGACGCCCCUCCUGCCCGUGUGGCUGUGCGGCGGCCCCUCCAGGUGCGGCGGCCCCUCCAGGUGCGGCGGCCCCGGCAGGAUCGGCGUCCUCUUCGGCACCGACAGCCGCCUGCUCUGCCACUGGAGAGCCGAGCGCCAUUUCCACCUGUACUUCUACAGCGGGCAGCGGGAGCAGACCCGAACGGCCCGCCUGACGAUAGACACUCACUCGCGUCACUGGGAAGAGGCCCCAAGUGAGGAUGCCUGCAGCCCAGGGAAGAGGUGCCCGGCCCUGGAGAUGGCAAUCAGGACCAAGUGGGCAGGCGCGACUGUCAGCUGGAACGGGACAGGCCCCUUCUCCUGA